AUGUGGCAUGCAAACUCAGAAUCUUCUCAGUGUAACUCAGCUGAACUCACAUCUCCCAUCAACAUGUCCUACAACUGCUGCUCUGGAAACUUCUCCUCCCGCUCCUGUGGUGGCUACCUGCACUACCCAGCCUCCUCCUGUGGCUUUUCCUACCCCAGCAACCAGGUCUACAGCACUGACCUCUGCUCUCCCAGCACCUGCCAGCUGGGUUCCUCUCUCUAUAGGGGCUGUCAGCAGACCUGCUGGGAGCCCACCAGCUGCCAGACGUCCUAUGUGGAGUCCAGCCCCUGCCAGACCUCCUGCUACCGUCCCAGAACCUCCUUGCUCUGCAGUCCCUGCCAGACAACUUACUCUGGGUCUCUAGGCUUUGGAUCCAGCAGCUGCUGCUCCCUGGGCUAUGGAUCGAGGAGCUGCUACUCAGUGGGCUGUGGGUCCAGUGGCUUCAGAUCCCUGGGUUAUGGAGGCUGUGGCUUCCCUUCCCUGGGCUAUGGCGUUGGAUUCUGCCACCCAACCUACUUGGCUUCUAGGAGCUGCCAGUCUUCUUGCUACAGACCAACUUGUGGAUCAGGCUUCUACUAUUGAUCAUCUUGUUAAAUUGCUAAUUUUGUUGGCUAAUGCCUUCAAUGCCUCUACUCGUAACCUUUAUUGUCUUCAUCAUGUACAGAAAGAAUUAGCCUCUUAUUCUAUAAUUAUCAAGUUCUCAGUUUGUCUUUGGCCCCAAAUACUGGCUGGCAGGCUUCAUCUGAAAAACUGUAAUUGGAGAACUAGCUCAAAAUAAAUCUUGAAAUACACAUUAAAA
Molecule: messenger RNA, 799 nt
Organism: Pan troglodytes (chimpanzee)
Lineage: Eukaryota; Metazoa; Chordata; Mammalia; Primates; Hominidae
Product: keratin-associated protein 13-1
Exons: 1
Coding region: 1-582 (193 amino acids)
Source: RefSeq, a predicted model, not a curated record